Messenger RNA from Podarcis lilfordi (Lilford's wall lizard), 12656 nucleotides. NCBI's taxonomy places the organism in Eukaryota, Metazoa, Chordata, Lepidosauria, Squamata, Lacertidae. The record is from the annotation of a GenBank genome assembly.
CCUGCCACUCCCACAGUACACAGACCCAGGAAGAGAGAGAGAGCACAUACGCAAACUGGCACAAUUCCUGAGGUAAAUUAUUUUUCUGCCUGCAGGGAAUAUUUGGGGAAGAGUGAGAACCUGGCAAAGGGAGUAAACAUUUUAACUUGCAGUAACUCUCCCUCAUGGCACGACUCCCUGUGCUGUUUUGGUGUGGGGGUUCUCGCCUGACUCCAGCAGUGCCAAAUUGUCUGUGUGGAGGAGGGUGAAGUCGCCUUGGGCGUGGUUCAGAAUUCAAAUGCCAGUCUUCCUCCUUUCUUAGCACAAGGUAAGCAAUAAUAUGCUUCUGAGAUUUUGUAUGCCUUGGAUGCAACAGUGUGAACAACUGCUGUUCUCGCCGUGUGUAAAUGCAGCCUGCAGAAUGAGUGCAGGAAUCUAGUCCUGAAAGUUUGGCUGUCUUACAAAGGGCACCUAUUAGAAUCGGCACAACUGCUGUAUCUGUCUAUGCUCUUCUCUUCAUUCAUUAUGAUUGCUUUGCUAGUCUUUGAGCUCAGAUGCUUGCCUUCUGUCCUGUUUCUGUACACUACUUGAUUUCCCCGUUUCCUGUUCAGGUCUCUGGCACUUGGCCAUUCUCCGUUCCAACCUCAAUGUGCUCUUUCAAUGUUCUACUAUUCUUUUUAAGGGCAGAGGGUGCCUCCAGGCUGUUAGUAUUUUGCAGGAGGUAUUGAAGUGCAUUCUCAGACUUUAGGGUCUUGUGCACAUUUGAGUAUUAUUUAGCUGUUCGCUUGCUUACAGCCCUGCCCAGUUGGAAUUAGACUGGAGUGGUUCACACCUGCACAUAUUUGAAUUUGUGUAUCAGGAGUAAUUUCAGCCUUUCCCUUUCAUACCCUUUUGUGUGCGUCCCUGCCUUCUAAUUUGUUGAUUCCAUUACAUGCCAAUUAAGUAUUAACAGGGCAUGCACACAGAUAAUUUUCUGUGCAAUUUGUGGUUUUGAAAAAUUUCCCUGCCCAAGUAAUGUGCAGAGACACACAGUCAGACAACUGACGUGUUCCUGAGCUGUGGCUAUGCUCCUGAGGCGCUCUUAUUAGCUUGCUGGGAAAGAAAUGAAAAAAAAUUGUACAGUGGUGCCUCGCAAGACGAAAUUAAUCCGUUCCGCGAGUCUCUUCGUCUUGCGGUUUUUUCGUCUUGCGAAGCAAGGCUAUUAGCGGCUUAGCGGCUAUUAGCGGCUUAGCGGCUAUUAACGGCUUAGCGGCUAUUAACGGCUUAGCGACUUUAAGAAAAAGGAAACAAACUCGCAAGAAGUUUCGUCUUGCGAAGCAAGUCCAUAGGGAAAUUCAUCUUGCGGAACGACUCAAAAAACGGAAAACUCUUUCGUCUAGCGAGUUUUUCGUCUUGCGGGGCACCACUGUAAAUUCUCAGUGCACUUUUCAGAUUGCUGCCAAAUACAUCUGGUAUAGAAUUUUUAAAUGUAGUCUGUUUGUGCAGUUUUGUGGUUUGUGCAAAUCUGGGGGACCAAAAGGGGCGAAAAUAAUCCAUUCAGGAGUGCACUGGAAAUAGUUAUGAGGACAGCUGGGAAAGAAAUGUACGUACUGAGGAAGUAGUAGGCAUGGACAGGCGAGCAACAGAAAGUGACAACUGACUCACUCACCCCCCAAACACAGAAAAAUACUUUAUGUGACCCCAAGUGAAUUCUCCCUAUAUUGAGUAAACCUGGAUUUACCAGUGGGGGUGGUGGGGAUGCAUCAAGUUGUGUGUUAUAAGGUCAUACUGUUGUAAACAAAAAUUGCCCUUUUCCCUUAUGGGGUAAGAGCCCAUAUAGAGUCCUUACAUAGGUUCUCUAUUGGUAGGAGAGAAUAACAGAGGCCAACCAGAGAAUAUUGAGAAGCAAAGCAGCUAGUAAGCUUGAUCUUUAUUGAUCUGUUGCAACAGGGUGCUCCCUUCACACGCAGGAAAGGAGGAGGACCCAGAAAAAUGGUGUGCAAAGCCUUAUAAAGACUUUUGAAAUUCCCAUCCUGUAGAUCAAGACCACCCCCAGAAACAUCAUACAUACAUCACAGAAGGGCUGUAACCUAAGACCACUCCUCAGAUACAUCACACCUACAUCACAAAAAAUGCGGUCCAAAAUAGAAAUUUUAAUAUUGUUUUUCUCCUGUUUUUGUUUAUCUCCUGUCUGGCAGGUUACUUGAUUGGAUUUCCUGGGUAGCCUGGCCAGUCUUUUGUAAUGAUAAAUACUUAGUUCCUGGGCCAGGUCACAGGCUCACACCCUAUUCAAACACAGACAGGAUUUGUGAAGGAAAAGACAAUGGGGAGGCUUUUCCAUUUUGACCUUGCAGAGAAAAGAUUUGGUCAGUUUAGGAAUCAAAAUGGUUCCAGGUUGGCCUUCCUGUGCUGAUCUAUGUAUGUGCUUGGUUGGUACACUUAUGAACAUUACCAUAUAUCUAAGACCAUAAAAUUCCUAUUACAAUACACAAAUUAAAUGGGAAUGCAAAAGGCUGCAAACACACAGUAAGCUCCAGCAUGCACAAGCUGUUUGUGCAAUUCAAGCGCUCUGUUGCCCUUGUGCAACAAAUCCACUUUAAAAAACAACAGACCUCUUGAAAUUUGAAAAGUGAUGAUUAGGAAAGAGUGGGAUAAAUGAAUGAUUAACAAGAUGUGUGAACAUCUCACAAGCAAAUCAAAAUGACUGCUCAUUGUCAUAUAACCACUCAAUAACAAGUCAGAAUGAAUGCUCAACAAAGACCAGACUACCGUGUAAGCUUUGUGCAAACAAAUCAGAGUGAAUGUUGAACAAGCACUUUAUCUGGAGGAACUCAAAGCUCAUGGCUUUUAGAUCUUUUAUUCAUUUUGUACUUCUUCCUUCAGUUUUCCUCUCCAACCUGAUGUCUUGGCUUUAACUAUGAUUCUAAUCCGCUAGAAUGGACUCCUGAUACCAAAUUAGUUUCUGAAGGCCAGAUAUUGCAAAGUCCACCCAUACAGUUCAUUUCCCCACGUUAACUGCAAUACAAAGGAAUCUGCAUUCACAGCCACGGAGUUGAAAGGCAUCAGCAUUUCUUAAUGAUAGAGAAGCACCCUGAAAAUUGCUGUGCCAUAUCCAUCCUACCCACAUCACCCGCUUCUUACCAUGGAGCAGGUCUCCAGGAUUCUUGUGUCACCAACUGUGCCAUGGCAUUCCUCCCUUUCUUUUACAGCUUCCUGAAGCAAAAUGAAAGAUGCCUGGUAUUUCUGGGUCUCCAGCAUGCUCUGGGUAUGGACUGUUGCAUCAGGACAUCCCUGCAAUAUUGACAAGCAGGUAAGCAAGAUAUACAUCUGUAUAUAGUGAAGAAUAAUCUGAAAAUUCUGCAUCCUGCAAGAUCUUGAUCAGUUUAUCUGAUUAAAGGUUGGCUGUAUGUGAUAAUCUCCAGAUUUUUCAGUUCCACUUCCCACUUUUUUAAAAAAGUUAUGCAUUCUAAUAACAUUCACAAUUAAAACAUACACUAUUGUAAAAAGUAAAGGUAAAGGUACCCCUGCCCGUACGGUUCAGUCGUGUCCGACUCUAGGGUUGCGUGCUCAUCUCACUCUAGAGGCCGUGAGCCGACGCCGUCCGAAGACACUUCCGGGUCAUGUGGCCAGCGUGACAAAGUUGCAGCUGGCGAGCCAGCACCAGCGCAGCACACGGAAACGCCGUUUACCUUCCCGCUAUAAAGCGGUCCCUAUUUAUCUACUUGCACUUAAGAGUGCUUUUGAACUGCUAGGUGGGCAGGAGCUGGGACCGAACGAUGGGACCUCACCCUGCCGUGGGGAUUCAAACUGCCGACCAUACGAUCGGCAAGUCCUAGGCACUGAGGUUUUACCCACAGCGCCACCCGCGUCCCUAUACACUAUUGUACAGAGGCUUAUUCUUCCAAUGGUUGUCAUUUAUAUACGAUAAUGAACACUGUCAUGAACUGUAUCCUGUAGCCUGAUCCAAGGCUCAGAAGUCAGUGAAAGUGAACUUACUUCCAAGUAUGUUUGCCCAGGAUUGCAAUCCUAGUGAAAUAACUACUCCAGACAUAGCCUGGAUUUAACUAAACUGGAUCAAUAUGUGAUUUAGCUAUUCAGCUUUAUCAACACUAAUCCCCAUACUGAUCCCUGCUACUCUAAAGGGCAGAUUGGGGAGAUUAACAGGGUCAACAGGAGUGCAGCCCAAGUGAAGGGUUGGUAUGCAUAAUCUCUGCGUAAUUGAUUUUGCCAGUACUCCUUAUGCAUUUCAAGUAUGUCACUAACAUAUGUGUGGGAAAUGUCAGUGUAGUGGGUUUAGGGGUUGCUCGUGCGUAAGUUGCCGCCACUCCUGGCUAGGUUACCUGGUUAACCCUUUCUGACUGAACAGCCUCCAGCAUCGUGACUGUCUCAGUCGCUGGCAGAAUCCGUCAGUGGGCGUUUCUUAAACUUCUUCCAGCACAAAAAUUCCUUGAUGCCAAGUCUCCUCCUACUCUCCCUGCACGGAAGUCUUCUGCGCAGGGAGGGUGUGGGCAGUGGAGUACCCGUACUCUCUCCGCUGGUCUCCGGCGAGGAGUCUUGGAGCCUCCUCCCCGAUUUCCCCAUCUGCCCCCCUUCUCUACUGGUGUUACACUGAUUUCCUUCCCCAGCAGACGGGUUCCCUCUCUCCCUACUGGGACCCUCUCCGCCAUCCCUUUGGAGCCUUCCCUCUGCUUCCAGCUCCGAUGGCAGUUCCCUGACAGUCAGCUUGCUUCAGCUUUAGUGCACUCUAGUUCAAAUUUAACACUUUUUUAAAAAAAAAUUACAUGAGAUGUUGCAACCUGCAAAACAUGGUUAUUUGCUAACAGUAGCAUGCAAAAGCAGCCUUAAAUUUGAGCAUCUAUAUACUUGGCAGUCAGUCCCAACCACUUUUAAUUGAGGUGAAGGCAAGCUGCAGAAGCUUUUCUGUCGCCCAGUAGCUAAACGAUUCUUUUAGGGAAAGAUCUCAACCCAAACUAAAUAAUUGAUUUGAAUGAUGAUGCUUGAAUGUCUUGUGGUUUCAUGCCGGUACUAUGAUUUUUCACAGGGAUGGGCAGCCUGCAGUGGAAAGAGCCUUCUCCAUGCUCCAAAAUCUCUUCCCAGACAUAUCACCAACCUGGACUUGUCUUUUAACUCAUUGAUAAUGCCCAGACAUGGAACAUUUCUGAGAAGCUUCCCUUCUCUGCACUCUCUAAACCUCUCCAGCAAUACCAUUCCUACUCUCUAUCCUGGCCUCUUUUGUAACCUGGGUGCUCUCCACCUCUUGGAUUUAAGCAGUUGCAGCAUUUCCAACAUGCACUCAAAGAGCUUCCUGGGCUUGAAAAACCUUCACAUACUGCUCCUGAAAAACAAUAAACUUCAGUAUCUGGAACCCUCUGUGUUUCCGGUCUCUGGAAACCUCAUCCAUCUGGAUCUGCAGGACAAUGAGCUGUUAUAUUCAGCUGAACUUGCUCGGUUACUCGUGCAAAGAAUCCACCAUGUUGAGCUUCAGGGGAAUCCCUGGGUGUACAGUGCCUCCAUCACUCCUUCCCAACAGGGACUACAACAAACAGAAGGUGAGUCAAGCAAUGGGAAGUGGGUUGUCGAGUGGACAGUACUCAGAAACAUGGAGCUCCCGCUAUUCAAUGUUCAAACCAAAACAAAAAAAAGCAGCAGGUUGCAUCCAAGUAGAAAGCACUGUGGUUCUCUGGGUAUGAUAGAAGUUUAUAAAAGGGCUAGUUAAAAGAAAAGCAACCCUUCUACCAAGGAAACUGGCAGAGCAGUGGCCUGUCCUCUUCAACCAGGCCACUCGCCCAUAUGGAAUUCUAUACUAUAUGCCCCUGCUUGAGGCGUAUAAUGGGGAAACACGCACACAGUCUCUGAUAAUUGGUUUCUAAAUAACAACAACAACAACAACAACAACAAUAAUAAUAAUAAUAAUUUAUUAUUUAUACCCUGCCCAUCUGGCUGAGUUUCCCCAGCCACUCUGGGCGGCUCCCAAUCAAGUGUUUAAAACAAUACAGCAUUAAAUAUUAAAAAUUUCCCUAAACAGGGCUGCCUUCAGAUGUCUUUUAAAGAUAGGAUAGCUGCUUAUUUCCUUCACAUCUGAAGGGAGGGUGUUCCACAGGGUGGGCGCCACUACCGAGAAGGCCCUCUGUCUGGUUCCCUGUAACCUCACUUCUCGCAAUGAGGGAACUGCCAGAAGGCCAUCGGCACUGGAUCUCAGUGUCCAGGCUGAACGAUGGGGGUGGAGACGCUCCUUCAGGUAUACAGGACCGAGGCCGUUUAGGGCUUUAAAGGUCAGCACCAACACUUUGAAUUGUGCUCGGAAAUGUACUGGGAGCCAAUGCAGAUCUCUCAGGACCGGUGUUAUGUGGUCCCGGCGGCCACUCCCAGUCACCAGUCUAGCUGCCGCAUUCUGGAUUAAUUGCAGUUUCCGGGUCACCUUCAAAGGUAGCCCCACAUAGAGCGCAUUACAGUAGUCCAAGCGGGAGAUAACUAGAGCAUGCACCACUCUGGCGAGACAGUCUGCGGGCAGGUAGGGUCUUAGCCUGCAUACCAGGUGGAGCUGGUAGACAGCCGCCCUGGACACAGAAUUAACCUGCGCCUCCGUGGACAGCUGUGAGUCCAAAAUGACUCCCAGGCUGUGCACCUGGUCCCUCAGGGGCACAGUUACCCCAUUCAGGACCAGGGAAUCCCCCACACCCGCCCCGUCCCACAAAAACAGUACUUCUGUAUUGUCAGGAUUCAACCUCAAUAAUAAGAUUAAAUACUCCUGUAAAAAAAAGAGGAUACAAAAUAGAACCAAUGGAGGGCAGGUUUUCAGUGUGUCACUGACUACACCCAAUAAGAUGUGUUCACGACAAGCUCUCUGUACAACUGCAGUAUUUCUGCUUAUAUUGAAGAAAUAGAGACUUCAUAUCUGACAAAAUGAAGACAAGGAAUAAUCCCAGGAAACCAAGUCGAUUUAGGCAGUCUCAAACCAGGAGGUGGGCAAAAGGUUUUGCCUCUCAUAAACCACCUAAGAUUUGUAUUAUCUCAAUGGGAUGAACCUAGGAUGGAAAAUAAACCUGUAAUCUCUCCGUGUGAAUGGACACUAACAGCUUUUGUGUCCUCUAGCUGAGUUGAUCCAUGAUUCACGCCUAGAGCUCCAGACUAAAGAGAUUAGAACUCUGGACUAUCAGGACCAGGGACACAGAAGAAAAGUGAGGGCCCCUCCGGAUGAACAUUCAGCUACCGGUAACCUGACAUCUAAGAAUUACAGUAAGUGAAGCAAGACAGGCCACUUCCAGAGUGUCACCAUUUUCAGGUGGGAUUGAAUAACAUACCAGCAGAUUCAGGUUUUAAUUGAUGUAACCCACCCUGGAAUCUUAGGGUGAAGGGUAGGCAAUAACUAAAUAAAUAAAUGCAGGUUGGGAGGUCUUGAACAACAAAUGUGCUUCCCCCCAAUACUGCACUUUUGUGGUUAGGAAAGUGAUGGGAAAAUGCACAGGAAAGCAUGGCAUAACACAGGCUUCUUCAACCUCGGCCCUCCUGAUGUUUUGGGCCUACAACUCCCAUGAUCCCUAGCUAGCAGGACCAGUGGUCAGGGAUGAUGGGAAUUGUAGUCUCAAAACACCUGGAGGGCCGAGGUUGAGGAAGCCUGGCAUAACACUUGCUUGACAUAAUGACAUACGUAUAACCUCCUUGCAAACAAAACUGUAUGAGUGUUCAAGAAAUAGCCAAUGUCAUCUAACCUCUCAGCAACCUUGGGGCAAACAAAUCACGACAAAUGCUCAAUAAACUGGGGGUCCUUCUGAUGAGCUAUAACACCCAUUUUAUAAUUUUUGCAUUUGACAUGUUUUCUCCACUGAAUCCCAGAACCAUCACUCACUGGUGUUCCCCUAGGAGAGCUUUCUGUGAGACUGCAUUAGAGUUGCAGUCACCAGUGCAAAUGGCAUGUGUUAGGGAGGCCAAUUCCUGCUCGUUUUUUGCUGAUCCAGGCAUAGUUAGAUGAUUUGGCAGGGUUAACAGAGGUAUCCCAUUCUGAUUAAAACCAUAAAGGGUAACUCUAAACCCUGGUAAUGAAAAAUGUUUUUAACGACAUGCUUCUUUCUGUGUUUCCUGUUUACCAGCAUUGUUGCUCACAACAGUGCUAUAUGAAAGCAGGAAAUCCUUCCUGAUGGUGGUGGUGCUUGCAACAGUCAUUUACAAAUGAGAUAAUUAGCUGAUUCUAGCUACCAGCUUCCACAGAGUUAUGAGAAGCUUGCAAUGAUGAUCCCAAGGCAGGCAAAAAACCUCAAAUCAACCCAACCCUAAAAUAGCCAAAUCUCUAUGAAUGCCUUGAUCCACAAAUGAACAAGGUAGAAUUUUAGGCUUUGUUUUGCUCUAGAUUAGUUAGCUGGGGCUGGAUCUGCAGAUUACUCUCAGCAAACUUUCUUCUAGUCAUAUCGUGCUGUGUUUAAUGCCACUAUUGUAUUGAGCCAAUAUUAGAUAACCUUGUAGAAGGGAAGGAUCAGGCACGGAAGGUCAGUGACAGGCUCCACUGUAGUCCCUGACUCAGUGGAUGAAAUGCUUGCUAUACUACUAUGUGUUGACAUCAAUAACUUCCAAUUUCAGCUUGAUAUGCUUAGCCCAGGAAUGGGUGCCAUUUGCCAGGGAGAGUGGCUCAUAUCUCCAAUGACCUCUGUCGCUGUACUAUUUUCAUCAAAGAAAAGACAUAGGACUAUGAUUUCCCCCUGUUCACACCUAUUAAGAAAAAAGACAGAGGUGUGUCAUGCAAUUCAAUGCAUGCUUACUCACUUCAGUGGGAUUUAUUCCUGAGUAAGUUUUCACAUAGGUUUGUAGUCAAAUAUAUUUCCUGAAUGUGAACAUGGAUAGUGAGUAUUUUAAUUAUACACCAGCUUUCCUUUCCUUUGCAGCCUCUACUACCACACUUCCCCCUGGAAAAGUUGCUCAUAGCUGGCCAUACUUUGCUGCAUUUGUGCUUUCGGCUAUCGCCAUCUCCAUUGUGAUUGCGUUGGUUGCUAAAUGCAAAUUGUUGCAGAGGAACCGUGCCAGCUACAACCAUCAACGGCUGCCUGAUUCCCGCUCCAUUGGAAGCAGCCAUGCUGAGGAAGCUGACAUGGAUGUGGCCUAUGGGAGGAACCAAGGCAUCCCUAGAGUAGCUGGGUGUCCUGCAGAGGAUGAUGAUGGUUUCAUUGAAGAUAACUACAUUGAACCCAAUCAGGGCUUGCAGGAAGAAGAAGAGGAGGAGGAGGAGGAGGUGGCAGAGGAGAAAGAGAAUGAACUGGAACCCCAUUUCAAACUUUGAGAGGAUAUUAGGAACCAAGCACCAAUUUUUCAUAUUCUCCAAUACCUUAUCACCCCAUUUUCUAGGAGCUUCCAGUUAUCUCAUACUUGUUACAGAUUCUCCUACCUGCUCUUUGGCUUCAGACCAAUAUCUGAUCUACAACCCUUAGCUUCUUGCUAACAACUAUAUUCUCCCCUGUUUUCUGUACACUGAACUGCAGUAGCUUCUCAAUACAUUUCAUUUGUGUAAUUUGAGGUUACCCAAGGAUUACCUCCCACAUUAUUGUGUACUAGACUGCAAGGCUUAGGCUAUUGAAAGACAGGCAGAAUUUUAAUGAACCCAGCCCACUGUGGAUGCAGUUUUUAAGUGUAAAAAACCCAAAUUAUGUGUUGUUCUUUAAAAUCCUAGCACACACUUGAUCAAAUAAAUAUUCAAGGUACAUGAGGAAAAGCUGCAUGUAGUAGAGGUGGGGAGAAUGGUGAAGAGCAGCUUUUCCCAAACUGAUGCCCUCUAGAUAUUGUUGGACAACUCCUAUUGUACCCAAUCUAGUGACGAGGAAGAGCUGCACUGAUCCACAGAAAGAAGCCAGACAAAAAGUAAAAAGUCCAGACUAGCAUCCAUCAUUACAAUGUUUAUGCAUGGCCUCUCUCUACAACCAGUGUCAAGUUUCUUAAUUUUGUAGUGGUUCCAAAGUAUUUCAAGAUGGGAGUGGAAAUUGUGAGAAGAGCCUUGCUGUGAGAUUUUUGGAUGUUGCCAACAUGUGGAAGAGAGAUGUGCCUAAACAAAGAAGUUAUUCUAAGGAUAAUACAGGAAUGUGCUAGGAGGGACACUUGGUUCAUUCACAUCUUGUUUGUGGCCAACAUUUUUGAGUGUUGCCUGUGAUAAGUGAGAAGCCCAUGUAGUGCUGCAGGCAAGCGGCUCUAGGAUGCAGCUCUUGCAAACUUUGUAGGAAUUACGGUAGUUCAAAACAGAAGCAGAAUUACAAGGAGCAUUGAAGCAUCUCACUUUCUGCCGCCACUGGCAUCACUCACACCAGCAACGUUGCUUGGACUGAGGCAGAGGUGUGUUUUGCUAUCUAGGUUUUGUUCCAUACCCUGGGCUGCACAUUGUACAACCAGUGGAUAUAAUUCCCUUAUACAAUCUCUUUUAUCUGUGUAUCAAAUGAUAUUUAUGCUUCCAGGCAAGCCAUCCACUCUGUGCUUGGUAUAAUUCAAAUGAGAACUGCCCAUUACAGUGGCUUUAGAAAUGUAGCAGCAAUCCUUCCUCUUACUAAUUUCUCAUUAUUCUUCCUUCUGAUUGUAGUUUUCUUCAACUACCAGUUGACCACUGGUAGUUUCAUCAAGUGUUCAGCUUUAGAACCUCUCCUGUUUGAUGCAAGAUGUUCAGAUGGCAGUACAUCAUAGGCCCUUCAGAUUGUGUGGGCAUGUACACCUCUUCCCUGAAGCUGUGCUUCUGUCAAUAUAGCUUUUUGCCAGUACUGAAACCACAAUGAUUUCACUACUGGAGAGUCUCCUGUUUCUUAUGUCUGCUAUCCUUUUCUGGGGAUGACGGCAAGGUUGCUUCCAUUGCAGCCAGGAGUUUCUCCCUCCUCCUAUGGGAGGGCUUUGUAGCAGGAUCAAGCAAAGGAAACAAUGGCACAUGUUGUAGAAUCAGGUAUAGCCUCAUAAACUGCAAAUCCUAAGUUAGUGAAAACAAAAAAUCUUGCCCCAUUUGCUGUUUCAAUUCCUUCCUGAUAUGGCAAUGUCAACCCAGUGUUGUUUUGGGUGAACUGAAUAAGGCUUUGGGAUCAGAGAAGGCAAUAUGUUUCCCAGUAUGCGAACAUCACCUUUAUUAUAGUAACUGUAUCAAUAAGAAAUUGCUCAUUUAAGUGAUAUGAAAGUAUUUCUAGGAUGAAAUACAAGUGAGACUUGAAUGGAAAUUAUCUCCACCAGAAUCUGUGCAGUGGUGUGGCUGUUUCAUAAUUAAAUACACUCCAGUGCUUUUAAACAAAUGAUAAUAUUGUGAAUUUAACCCUGAAAAUGGGAUCAUUUGGGUGUUUAUUCUCAAGGUUUAUAAGAUCAUACAGUGUUUUCCCUUUAGCCAAACAAAACAUUGAGCUGCACCUUCUCUUUACUUCUCUACAGCAAGCGGAUUCUGUGCAAAUACCAAGACUCCACAUUAUGCCUUAAUCAGAUAUUUCAGCUAGUCAUGCAGUAUUGCCAGAAUUAUUCAUAGCAAUAAAUGACACUCCUCAUUUUUAGCUGUUUUCUCCCUGUUUGCUCAGACUUCUGUCCCUCACUGUAGAGUUGUGGUUCAGUUUUGCAGCAUCACAUCAGAAGAUGAAGAGGUGCUGGAAGCAACCAGCUUGUGUUCAAUACAAAAACUGGGAUAUAAACAAAGCAAGGCCUGCAGAAGACAUCUAUAGCAAAAUACACAGGCUUCACCCAAAGAAGUCAUGAGCUGCAGCUACUUCCAUUCCCUGUAAAUGUCUACUACCAUCAAGGAAGCAGAAAUCUGAAGUGACGGACAUCAUGAUUCUCCAGCAAGAAAUUGUCCAUGUGCAGACAAGAACAGUGGAACUAUGCAAAACUUAAUUUAAACAUCUAAAUAAAGUGGGCUGGGUUAGAGGCUUCCUUUUGCUGCAGGAUAUCUAUAAAAAUACAUGUGAAACUUUUUUAAAAAAAACUUGAGUCAAAGUAACCCAAUUCCAUCUAGUUUGACUGGAGCAAAUGCAUUACCAAAAGAAAGUCAAAAGAUGUAGGACCAAUCAAGACAUUUUGUUGCCUGAAGCAAAAGACAAGACAGUGGUUCCCCGUUGUUAUUUUCAGGUGGGAUUAAAUCACCUAACGGGAAAUUCAGGUUGCACAAUUAUAGUUGAUUAGAAGCUCUUGCACAACAAUCAUAAAGGUAAAGGUACCCCUGCCCGUACGGGCCAGUCGUGUCCGACUCUAGGGUUGUGCGCUCAUCUCACUUAAGAGGCCGGGAGCCAGUGCUGUCCGUAGACACUUCCGGGUCACAUGGCCAGCGUGACGAAGCUGCUCUGGCGAGCAUACUUCCCCCAAAGAGUGGACUUUUUGUGGUAAGGAAAGUGAUGGGGAAAUGCACUGGAAGGUGUGGAGUAAUACUUUGAAAUAACAUCACCUUACCUCCUUGCAAACAAACCAGGAUGAAUGCUCAAUAAAUAGACAUCUUUACUCCAGCACUGGUGAUGGGACAGCAUCCUCCACCACACCUGAGGGCAGCAGGCUAGUUUAGAGGGCACAGGUCAUCAGAUGGCGACAUGACACACGCAGCUCUAAACAGCUUGGUGCCACUACUCUACCCCCUGGAAACUGCUGACUGGCGUAGCACCCUCACUCAACCUAACGAUAGCAGGCUCUGAAAAAUGGGACAGAGAUUUGUAUAUACUAAUGUAUACUAAGAGGCACACAUGAAGAAAUUGCUACUAUAAAUGAAAAUAAAAUAUAUCUCACCA